Messenger RNA from Didymodactylos carnosus, 758 nucleotides. The record is from the annotation of a GenBank genome assembly. Lineage: Eukaryota; Metazoa; Rotifera; Eurotatoria; Philodinida; Philodinidae.
AUGGAACUCGACAUUUCGAUGCAUCAUCGUUCGGCCGUGGCAGAAUUAUUUGGCGUGAGAGCGCUUGCGGUUAGAAGAAAUCCUCCGAAUCUCGUUCAGGAUCUGAUCAGAGGAUCUACAGCUUUUAGAAAAUAUUUGACUUUAUUAAGUUGUAUUUUGACAAGGUCUGUUAGUGUUGGUACAAUUGAAACACGAUCUGUUGUUGAACCUCUUCGAUCACUAGUUAGUCCACGUGUUAAAUUUAUUGAAAACAAAUGUGUUGAUAUUGAUCCAAAACAAAAAAUUGUUACAUGUCGUAACAGUAGACAUGAUGGUCAAAUAUUAAAUGUCGGUAAUAAAGACGAAAUAGAUGAUGAUUCGUCGUCAAGACAAGUCCAUGAUUCAGCACAUACUCGACCAGCAUGUAGUAUAAAAUAUGAUUUAUUGAUUGUUGCUAUCGGGUCAGCAAAUAAUACUUUUAACACACCUGGUGUAGAGGAGCACGCUCAUUUUUUGAAAGAAAUUACAGACGCAAGACGACUCCGUUCAGCUAUUAGUGAUGCCUUUGAGUCUGCUAUGUCACCUGGUCAAUCAGAGGAAAAUCGUAAACGUUUAUUACAUUUUGUGAUUGUUGGUGGUGGUCCAACAGGCGUAGAGUUUGCAGCCGAGGUAAGAUCAUACUCUUUGUUAGAAAUUUCUUUAACAAAAUAAUUUUGCGUUCAGUUGGCCGAUUACGUACAACAAGAUUUAAAAUAUUAUUUUCCAUCUUUGGUUGCGAA